ACGCCUGCGCGAGGGCGGGCGGCGGGGGCGCGCGCGCGGCGGGGGCGGGCUUUGCCGAGCGCAGAGCUGCAGCCGCGGAGCCGGACGUGUCCGCGAAGAUGGCGGGCCGGAGCAUGCAAGCGGCAAGAUGUCCUACAGAUGAAUUAUCUUUAACCAAUUGUGCAGUUGUGAAUGAAAAGGAUUUCCAGUCUGGCCAGCAUGUGAUUGUGAGGACCUCUCCCAAUCACAGGUACACAUUUACACUGAAGACACAUCCAUCAGUGGUUCCAGGGAGCAUUGCAUUCAGUUUACCUCAGAGAAAAUGGGCUGGGCUUUCUAUUGGGCAAGAAAUAGAAGUCUCCUUAUAUACAUUUGACAAAGCCAAACAGUGUAUUGGCACAAUGACCAUCGAGAUUGAUUUCCUGCAGAAAAAAAGCAUUGACUCCAACCCUUAUGACACCGACAAGAUGGCAGCAGAAUUUAUUCAGCAAUUCAACAACCAGGCCUUCUCAGUGGGACAACAGCUUGUCUUUAGCUUCAAUGAAAAGCUUUUUGGCUUACUGGUGAAGGACAUUGAAGCCAUGGAUCCUAGCAUCCUGAAGGGAGAGCCUGCGACAGGGAAAAGGCAGAAGAUUGAAGUAGGACUGGUUGUUGGAAACAGUCAAGUUGCAUUUGAAAAAGCAGAAAAUUCGUCACUUAAUCUUAUUGGCAAAGCUAAAACCAAGGAAAAUCGCCAAUCAAUUAUCAAUCCUGACUGGAACUUUGAAAAAAUGGGAAUAGGAGGUCUAGACAAGGAAUUUUCAGAUAUUUUCCGACGAGCAUUUGCUUCCCGAGUAUUUCCUCCAGAGAUUGUGGAGCAGAUGGGUUGUAAACAUGUUAAAGGCAUCCUGUUAUAUGGACCCCCAGGUUGUGGUAAGACUCUCUUGGCUCGACAGAUUGGCAAGAUGUUGAAUGCAAGAGAGCCCAAAGUGGUCAAUGGGCCAGAAAUCCUUAACAAAUAUGUGGGAGAAUCAGAGGCUAACAUUCGCAAACUUUUUGCUGAUGCUGAAGAGGAGCAAAGGAGGCUUGGUGCUAACAGUGGUUUGCACAUCAUCAUCUUUGAUGAAAUUGAUGCCAUCUGCAAGCAGAGAGGGAGCAUGGCUGGUAGCACGGGAGUUCAUGACACUGUUGUCAACCAGUUGCUGUCCAAAAUUGAUGGCGUGGAGCAGCUAAACAACAUCCUAGUCAUUGGAAUGACCAAUAGACCAGAUCUGAUAGAUGAGGCUCUUCUUAGACCUGGCAGACUGGAAGUUAAAAUGGAGAUAGGCUUGCCAGAUGAGAAAGGCCGACUACAGAUUCUUCACAUCCACACAGCAAGAAUGAGAGGGCAUCAGUUACUCUCUGCUGAUGUAGACAUUAAAGAACUGGCCAUGGAGACCAAGAAUUUCAGUGGUGCUGAAUUGGAGGGUCUGGUGCGAGCAGCCCAGUCCACUGCUAUGAAUAGACACAUAAAGGCCAGUACUAAAGUGGAAGUGGACAUGGAGAAAGCAGAAAGCCUGCAAGUGACGAGAGGAGACUUCCUUGCUUCUUUGGAGAAUGAUAUCAAACCAGCCUUUGGCACAAACCAAGAAGAUUAUGCAAGUUACAUUAUGAACGGUAUCAUCAAAUGGGGUGACCCAGUUACUCGAGUUCUAGAUGAUGGGGAGCUGCUGGUGCAGCAGACUAAGAACAGUGACCGCACACCAUUGGUCAGCGUGCUUCUGGAAGGCCCUCCUCACAGUGGGAAGACUGCUUUAGCUGCAAAAAUUGCAGAGGAAUCCAACUUCCCAUUCAUCAAGAUCUGUUCUCCUGAUAAAAUGAUUGGCUUUUCUGAAACAGCCAAAUGUCAGGCCAUGAAGAAGAUCUUUGAUGAUGCGUACAAAUCCCAGCUCAGUUGUGUGGUUGUGGAUGACAUUGAGAGAUUGCUUGAUUACGUCCCUAUUGGCCCUCGAUUUUCAAAUCUUGUAUUACAGGCUCUUCUCGUUUUACUGAAAAAGGCACCUCCUCAGGGCCGCAAGCUUCUUAUCAUUGGGACCACUAGCCGCAAAGAUGUCCUUCAGGAGAUGGAAAUGCUUAACGCUUUCAGCACCACCAUCCACGUGCCCAACAUUGCCACAGGAGAGCAGCUGUUGGAAGCUUUGGAGCUUUUGGGCAACUUCAAGGAUAAGGAACGCACCACAAUUGCACAGCAAGUCAAAGGGAAGAAGGUCUGGAUAGGAAUCAAGAAGUUACUAAUGCUGAUCGAGAUGUCCCUACAGAUGGAUCCUGAAUACCGUGUGAGAAAAUUCUUGGCCCUCUUAAGAGAAGAAGGAGCGUCCGAGAGACCAAGCAAGGAAGUUGGUUGUACUGUUGGUUUGCUCUCCCUGUCCUGCUUCGCAAAACUUCCUUGUCACAGUGCAGGAAAAACUUAAUGUAGCCCCCUUGAUUUUGAUUGAAAAUGAACUAUUUGAAACACACAGUGACCAAGGGAAGUGACCAAGGUGAAGAUGGCCUAGGAUCUUCACUGUCUUACUCAAGAUACUGGACUAAGUGGAACGUUCUCUACCUUCAACAUGUGCUCGCUCUGCAUGAUUAGUGCAAUAAAAUUCCCUUCCUUAUGCAUACUGAGAUAGCUUAGUGUCUCGUGGAAGGUGUCAAUUUGGUUUAGAAUGCUGCGCUUACCUUCCCAUGCAGGCUAAAGUGAUUCCUUCUUGCUCAGUCCCUCUGUGUGGGAACCAUCCAGUACUUGUGGACACUACACGUUUCAAGCUCUCUACUAGCACCAUCACCCUUGAAAACUCUCAGUCAGUGUCAUGAAUGUUGCAUGACAACAGUUGGCCGAUUAGAAGGCAGACUUUCUACAUGCAAAUCUGGCUUAGUAAAUCGAGGUGUGGGCCAGAGAUCCUCUGACAGCUGUCCUGAGCUAACACUAAAAGUCACUGGGUAUUUGGUUAAAGGUCUCCCACAAGACUGGUAUUCUCUUUGCCUGAAGAAACAAGGCAUUGAAUCUCUAAAAUGCUGUUCUCAAUCAUUGUCAGAGAUGUUUUCAAGUUGCAGUCAGAAGAUCUUUCUUAAUAGAAAGUCAGAUGACUACCGUGUUGGUUGUGAGUUCCCCUUAGUGUAACUAAUUUGCUCUGUGGUAAGAGAUAUGCUCAUUAUUACCACUUAGAAGAUGUUGUUAAAAACAUGUGAAAGAUAGGUAUGGAAAAAGCGUACACCCCCAAACAGAAAGGAGUUAUUAAAGUAAUUUACAAACCUCUCAGCACUAAUUAGUGUCCAACUCCAAGUGGGUCAAUUCCUUAGUAUAAUAUUAAGGCUUACUAGUAUCACUGCUUUUUCCUUAGCUUAAUGACUUACUUAGAAUUUAUCCUUUAUUUUAAAUGAUCUGUACUAUCUAGUGUCUAAAACACUAUUCUCCAGAAAAAUCAAUCAUUUUCUAGCCCUCUCCCUCAGUCCUUUAUUGUCCAUUCCAAUACAUUGAACACAUUUCCUUUACCCUCCACACACCUUUUCCAAAAGGAAGCACCCAUUGAGUCCUUUUGAGGGUGAUUUGUCUUACAACUGACUGACUUAGCAGGAAUUUAAUUAGGUCAUAUUUGGUGAUGAGACUUAGGGAGCGUGCCUCUCUCUCCCAACUACUGCUUAAAAUGCAAGGACAAGCAAUUAGAAGCCAUCCUAAGGUGCUUACCCCACACGCCACCCAUGAGGCUUGUGGCCACAGUGGCACUUGGGUGUGGCUCCUCUGUUAUUUGUCCUCAUGUGAGAAAGCAGAUCAUCUCCAAAUCUUGCCAUUUGUAUACUUUUGGUGGAGACUUGGAUGUCAUAUCUUCUUUGUUUUGGGUUUUCUUCCCUAGCUUAUUUUGUGGCUUUUAAAGAAGUGGAUUGUAUUGUGAGAUCCUGUGAUUCCUGGUGGCCAGUAUCCUGGAUUCCUCUAAGAUCUUGCCUCUUUCCUCCUCAUGAAAGCAGCACACAUUGUGUUAACUUAUGUCUCUUGUUAAAUGAGCUUAAUGUCUUUGUGUUUUGUCCAAAACUGUAUUGAAAAAAUAUUGUUUAAUGCAAAUGAAGGAAUGCAAUAAAGAGUAAAUAUACUUGAAAA
Molecule: messenger RNA, 4072 nt
Organism: Gorilla gorilla gorilla (western lowland gorilla)
Lineage: Eukaryota; Metazoa; Chordata; Mammalia; Primates; Hominidae
Gene: NSF
Product: N-ethylmaleimide sensitive factor, vesicle fusing ATPase
Exons: 22
Coding region: 99-2408 (769 amino acids)
Biological process (GO): Golgi to plasma membrane protein transport; SNARE complex disassembly; intra-Golgi vesicle-mediated transport
Cellular component (GO): Golgi stack
Molecular function (GO): ATP hydrolysis activity; ATP binding
Source: RefSeq, a predicted model, not a curated record